Molecule: messenger RNA, 1411 nt
Organism: Sardina pilchardus (European sardine)
Lineage: Eukaryota; Metazoa; Chordata; Actinopteri; Clupeiformes; Clupeidae
Product: major histocompatibility complex class I-related gene protein-like
Exons: 8
Coding region: 80-1189 (369 amino acids)
Biological process (GO): immune response
Cellular component (GO): external side of plasma membrane
Source: RefSeq, a predicted model, not a curated record
GCACACUGAGAUUAACUGAGAGAACCGCAAUCGUUUAGUUGGACCUUCAUUUCUUUUCUUUUUCUACCAAAGUGUCAUCAUGAAAAAAUCCAUAAUCCUAAUCAGUGUUCUUUUGUUGCAUGAAGAAAUGUGUGAAGGCUUUCACUCCCUUUGGAUGUUGUCGACACUAAUCAUUGGAGACAAAACACCCUUCCCAGAGUUCAGUGCGGUGGUGAUGUUGGAUGACAUCCAGCUGUUUUACUAUGACUCAGACGUACAGAAGUUGAUCUACAGGCAGUACAAGUCAGAACAGGAGCAUGAGGAGGAGGCAGAUGGAAGCAUUAUAUUCGCAGACCAGCACAGAGGCAUGAAGGACAGAGCAUUGUUUUUAAAGCAGCAGCUCAACAUCAGCACACAAGAUGUCCAUGUUCAGCAGAGAAUGGCUGGUUGUGAGCUGCUUGACAAGGACACCCCUGGUUUACUUCGAUCCUGGGAUGCCUUCAACACCAUAAAUGAUGAAGAGCAGAACUUUGACAUGCAACAGAAAACUCUACAGUCCCAAGGUGCAGGUCCAAACUUGUGGAGCCAUGUUAAAAAACAAACUAUGGAAUUAAUGCAUGCAAAUAUAUAUAGCCCUCUCUGCAUCAGAAUCCUGAAGAAGUAUCUUUACAUGAGGAAAAAUGAAAUAAUGAGAAAAGUGAAGCCCAGAGUCAGGCUCCUCCAAAAGACAUUCCCAGACUCUGGAGGAGCCAAAGUGACCUGUCUGGCCACUGGUUUCUACCCCCGUCACAUCAACCUGACCCUGGUCAUAGACGGCCAGUCUGUGUCUGACCACCAGGUCACUGGGGGGGAGCUGCUACCCAAUGUAGAUGGAACCUACCAGAUGAGGAAGAGCCUGGAGGUCAGCGCAGAGGAACUAAGAGAGAAACACCAGUACUCCUGCACAGCUGAACACCUCACCCUGGACAACAGACUAUACAUCAAAUUGGGUGUAGGUACCCGUACCAGAGUGCCCCCUGUGGUCGUGCUGGGAGUUGCACUGCUGCUGUGUGUGGGUGGAGUCAUUAUCAUGUGCCUGCGCCGCAGAAGAUGCAGCUCCUCCUCUGAUGUCUCUCAUGAUGGCUCUAUGACUGCAUGUUUCAGCUCCUCAUCUGAUGUCUCAACUGAUACCUCGGGAACAGAUGAACCUCUGAAACAGCUGGAUCACUAGUCUACAAACUAGCAGGGGGAGCUCUGAGUUGCAGUUGUGGCUAAUUGGAGGAGGCCUAAUGACGCACAGCAUAAGACCAGGACCUCCCUGUCCGCGGGGCUCUCUCUCUGGCUUGCUGGCUUCGACAACCGGCUGCGUUUUGGCCUUUUGUUUUUCGUUUACCUUUUUUGCAUUACACCUCAUAUGCUGACUUACACCACAGCUUUGCUUUGCUUUCCAUUU